Dovyalis caffra is the source of this 327-nucleotide messenger RNA. The record is from the annotation of a GenBank genome assembly. Lineage: Eukaryota; Viridiplantae; Streptophyta; Magnoliopsida; Malpighiales; Salicaceae.
AUGGAACUUGAGAUCAGGCGCCGUGAGUCAACAGGAUCAGGGCCUAAUACAUAUGUUGAGACAGAGACCCUUGCAAAAUUUGAGUUGAUGGACGGUGCUCCUGUCAGAGAGGAUUAUCGCACUGAUGCAAUUACUGAUGGCUUAACAGGUGAAUCUAUUCCAAUUAGACUGUUCCUAAGUCCAUAUGAGUUGACACCCACAUAUCGCAACAUCAACAACAAAUUCAGUGUGAAGUACUUCUUGAAUCUUGUUCUAGUUGAUGAAGAAGAUAGACGGUAUUUUAAGCAGCAAGAAAUCACAGUUUAUCGGCUUCUUCCAACUCCUUGA